Molecule: messenger RNA, 186 nt
Organism: Mesocestoides corti
Lineage: Eukaryota; Metazoa; Platyhelminthes; Cestoda; Cyclophyllidea; Mesocestoididae
Source: the annotation of a GenBank genome assembly
AUGCUGAAACCGUCUCUAAAACGUUCGUGGACAGAUGAAUCGCACUAUUUUCAGUCCCCUCCACUAUCACCACAGAUCGAGAAACUCAGUUUGAUUCAAGGCUGUUCCGAAAUCUCACACAACUUUAGGGAACGAACUGCAUUCGAACGACCGCCUACCACCACCAACAACCAAAUGUCAUGGUAG